AUGACAGUGAAAGACCGUUAAGAGUAGAGAGCGGUGAAUGCAGAGAAGGAGAGACAACAGCAACAACAAAUGGGAAAGAUGUUUCAGCAGCUGCUUCUGAUCUCCCUGCUGGGUUUCACAUGGGCAACAGCUGGACUGCCUUGCCCCCAGGUAUUUCCUUCCAAGCAGCCUCCAUUAACUGCUGACACAGUCAGACCAUCUGAUGUAGCAGUGCUUUCCUAUGUUGGAGUUCAAGAACAAAGCACUGAGCUGUCAACGGUCUUAUCAAAACUCACAGAGCUGAUGACUCUGUUCAGUCCUGGACUAGUGACUCCCAUCUCAGAAGACAAACGCAUCCCUCAGUUUCUACAACGUGGCACACUGGUGGACCAAGCAAACGAACUGUCCCUUUACUUACAGAGCAAUAAGCAGGGCACUGAUGAGAAUCAAGACUGGAAGUUGGUGCUUCUCUUUGUUCAGCUGGAUCAACUCUGUGCCUGUGAGCAGCAGGAGCAGAUCUCAUCUCUUCUCAAACAAGUGGUUGAGGAGGUAGAUAAUGCUCUGCAGUUGCUCCACUCUCAGCUGAAAAAGACCAUUGUCAGUGUGGCAUUGUGGGAUGGAGGACUAAACACAUUCCAGACAAAGAUGUGCCCAUGCACACACACAUACACCGACGGAGAACUCAAGCUUCAGAGGGCCAUGCUGACUCACACCCUGCAAGAGUUGCUGGAUGAGCUGAUGGUAAAGAAACAUUGGUACAGAGACAGAGAUGACUUCACUGUCACUCUUCAGGCGACUCCUCUCAUCAGAGGCCUGUCAUCUCAGACUGGAAAGCCUAUUGGAGAGUUUGAACCCUCAAAGCGUACUGAUGAACUGAUGCUACAGUUGUGGAGAAACCUGCUUCAGCCCAUGGUCGAUCAACGUAUUCCAGACCAUAUGAGAGAUGUCCUCACAUUACAAUGCCCCACUGAAGACCGACCAUUCCUGAGGACAGAAUUUAACACUCCUUCAAAUCACCACAGCAACGCAGACCAUCUCAUUCAGACUCAUACAGGCACAGAGUUGCCCUGUGAAGAUCGCAGUCCUUCAUCCUCCAUUCCUAAUUCAGUCCAUGAACUCCGGCCUGCAGAUAUCAAAGUUGUGGGAGCUGUGGGGGAUUCUUUAACAGCAGGGAACGGCAUCGCAUCCAGCCCUAGUAACAUCCUGGAUGUCUUACGUCAGUACCGAGGUUUAUCCUGGUGCAUUGGUGGAGAUGAAAACCUCACAACUGUUACUACUUUACCCAACAUUUUAAAACAUUUUAACCACGAUGUGAAGGGCUACUCGCUUGGUGUCGGUAAUCAGGAUAAUCCACAAGCUUUCCUUAAUCAGGCAGUGCCAGGUGCAAAGAGCAAGGAUAUACCAUCACAAGUGCGUGCCUUGGUAACAAAGAUGAAAAAUGACGUUAAUAUUGACUUUGAAUCAGACUGGAAGCUGAUCACUGUCUUUAUUGGUGGAAACGACCUUUGUUCAUACUGCGAUAAUAGUAUCCUUUACUCAGUGGAAAAUUACGUAGGGUUUCUCAAGGAAAGCUUGGACUAUCUCCAGAAAGAGGUUCCCCGAGCUCUGGUGAACCUAGUGGAGCCUCUUUACAUAACUCCACUUAGAGAAAUGCACAGGGACGCGUCACUGAAUUGUCCAACAUGGCUUAUGAACAUAUUGUGCCCUUGUGUGGUAAUGCCAGAGCCUAACUCGGAAGCUCUUCAAAUUGUGGAAACCGUAAACAGAGGAUAUCAGCGUUUGCUGCAUGAACUUAUUGAGUCUGGCCGAUAUGAUACCCACUCAAACUUCACUGUGGUCAUUCAGCCUUUCCUCAGAGACAUCGCUUUGCCCAGACUGCCAGAUGGCCGUCCAGAUCGGUCUUACUUCAGCCCUGACUGCUUUCAUCUCGGCCAGAAAGCCCAAACAGUGUUGGCUCGUUCUCUUUGGAACAACAUGCUGGAACCUCUGGGAAACAAAACCUCCAGCCAGGACUUUAAUUCUGCUUCUGAACUGAAAUGUUCAACAAAUGAAGACCCCUUUAUUCGGACAUAUAAGAACAGUGAUUACAUGUAUUCUGCACCCUCCCCCAAACCUGAUCCUAUUACGAAUUGGGGAAGCGAUUUUUCAUGCAACAACUUAGCUCCCUCUGACAGUCAACCAACUUCAGUGCACAAGCUGAGACCAUCAGAUAUUCAGGUGGUGGCAGCACUGGGAGACUCUGUAACAGCAGGAACUGGUGCAAAAUCAAACAGCAUUCCUAAUCUUAAUACAGAAUACAAAGGAGUAUCAUGGAGCAUUGGAGGGGAUCAAACUUUGGAGACUGUCUCAACACUACCAAACAUCUUGAAGAAGUUCAACCCUGAUCUACAGGGUUUCUCCAAAGGAGAAGGGCAACUGCAAAAGGGCUUCAACAUGGCUGUUGCUGGAGCAAAGACCUCAGAGCUUCCUGCACAAGUCCAAGCUCUCAUUAAGGCCAUGAAAGAAAACAAGGAGGUGAAUUUUGAAAGUGACUGGAAACUUGUGACAAUUUUCAUCGGAACAACGGAUCUUUGUAAUUACUGCUACGAUCAAAAUAAUUUGUCGCCAAAGAAAUUUAGCCACAAUCUCAUGCUUUCGUUGGACAUGCUUUACGAAGAGGUACCGAGGGUGUUGGUAAAUCUGGUGGAUCUCAUGCAGAUGGAUGUGUUUAAAACUGUCAAAAAGGACACACUGGGCUGUUCACUACAGCAGCGUUUCAGCUGUCACUGUGUUAUAAAUCCAGCAAACAACGCUCCAGAGAUUGAGGAACUGAAACGAAUCAAUCGAAAUUACCAGACUGAGAUCAAUUAUCUAAUUUCUGGAGAUCGUUAUGAUGGAAAAGAAGACUUUGCUGUUGUGCUGCAACCCUUUUUCCACUAUUCCUUCAUCCCUCAAACUGGAGUGGGCGAGACAGACACGAGUUUCUUCUCCGUUGAUUGUUUCCACCUGAGUGAACGGACUCAUGCAGAGAUGGCCAUCGCACUGUGGAACAACAUGCUGGAGCCGGUUGGCAGGAAGCAAGACUACAACAACUUCACUCAUGACCGUGCCAAGAUUCACUGCCCCUCUGAGGAGUCCCCCUUUAUCUUCACUAAAGGUAACAGCCAACCAGAACUCCCCAAGACUACUGUUGAUCCAGGCAUCAUCACAACCAGCGCAAUCAGUUCCACCAUACUGCCAAAGUGUUCCACUCCCCUCCCUGUGUGGGUGCCAGUGGUUGUGGGACUUGUGAGUUUACUGGCAGGCAUCAUUAUGUGCUGGCUCAUUAUGUCCGUCGUUCAGCGCAAAAAAGGCAAGAAGAGUGCAAAAGCUGCUCAAAAUAAAACAACUGGGUUUUAAAGUUAUGACAUCAUUUAUGGAUAUGAAAAUUGUUUUUUAGAAUAACGACCCUCAUAAUGGUACCCUCAUUUGGUAAUAAGAUUACGGGGCUCGCUGGGUGGCUUUCGCCAGCAGCGGUUAAGCUACAGUCAGCUCCAUUUGGUUGCUCAGCUUCUCUGACGUUUGGUAACUAAGCAUUAAGUAAUUCUUAUUGCAUACUGAUGUAAUUAACUUGCAUAAAUGUAUAUGUUUUGUAUUUUGCCAUCUUCACAUUUAUUUAUUAACAGAAUAAAAAUGUUUAAUUUUGAAUGACCAACAAAA
Molecule: messenger RNA, 3657 nt
Organism: Xiphophorus hellerii (green swordtail)
Lineage: Eukaryota; Metazoa; Chordata; Actinopteri; Cyprinodontiformes; Poeciliidae
Product: phospholipase B1, membrane-associated-like
Exons: 42
Coding region: 70-3357 (1095 amino acids)
Biological process (GO): phospholipid metabolic process
Molecular function (GO): glycerophospholipase activity
Source: RefSeq, a predicted model, not a curated record